Molecule: messenger RNA, 3535 nt
Organism: Gavialis gangeticus (Gharial)
Lineage: Eukaryota; Metazoa; Chordata; Crocodylia; Gavialidae
Gene: AKAP17A
Product: A-kinase anchoring protein 17A
Exons: 5
Coding region: 335-2389 (684 amino acids)
Biological process (GO): regulation of RNA splicing
Cellular component (GO): nuclear speck; cytosol
Molecular function (GO): RNA binding; protein kinase A binding
Source: RefSeq, a predicted model, not a curated record
UUUUCCCCCGCCACCCAGCUCUCUUCGUCCCGGCUCCUGUCCCCCCUCCGGCCGCGAGGGGCCGCACUUGCGGAAAGCUGAGGCGGUCGUGGAAUCCUGGGGGCCAGCCCGGAAGCGGAAGCUUCUGCUUUUGCCUGAGAGAGGGGGCGGGGGGUACUGUCUGUGCCGUAGAACACCGGCGCGCGGGAGAGGGAGGGGGCGAUUUCCUUUCGGGUCAGGCGCGCCGGCGGGACAGCCGAAGCCGAUCCUGGUGUGCCCUCACCAAGAAGACCGGGCCAUGCCUACUGUUGCCAGCAGCUGGCUCCGCACCUGAGGUGCCUGCCCCAGUGCGGCCAUGGCAGCCGCCACCAUCGUGCAUGACACGUCGGAGGCAGUGGAGCUGUGCAGCACCCACGGGCUGUACCUGAAGCCCAUCACGAAGAUGACAAUCAGCGUGGCGCUGCCCCAGCUGAAGCAGCCGGGCAAGUCAAUCUCCAACUGGGAGGUGAUGGAGCGGCUGAAGGGCAUGGUGCAGGCCCACCAGUUUUCCACCUUGCGCAUCGCCAAGAGCACCAUGGAUUUCAUCCGCUUUGAGGGCGAGGUGGAGAACAAGAGCCUGGUAAAGUCUUUCCUGGCCUGCCUGGAUGGCAAGACCAUCAAGCUCAGUGGCUUCUCCGACAUCCUCAAAGUCCGAGCAGCCGAGUACAAGAUAGAUUUCCCCACCCGGCACGACUGGGACUCCUUCUUCCGCGAUGCCAAGGACAUGAAUGAGACGCUGCCAGGGGAGAGGCCGGACACCAUCCACCUGGAAGGCCUGCCCUGCAAGUGGUUUGCUGCCAAGGACUCAGGCUCGGAGAAGCCGAGUGAAGAUGUUCUGGUGAACGUGUUUGAGAAGUUUGGGGACAUCCGCAAUGUGGACAUCCCCAUGCUGGACCCCUACCGGGAAGAGAUGACCGGCAGGAACUUCCACACCUUUAGCUUCGGAGGCCACUUGAACUUUGAGGCUUACGUGCAAUACCGUGAGUACGCGGGUUUCAUCAAGGCCAUGAAUGCCCUCCGAGGGAUGAAACUGAUGUUCAAAGGAGAAGAUGGCAAAGCAGUGGCUUGUAACAUAAAGGUAUCUUUUGAUUCCACAAAACACUUGAGCGAUGCAUCAAUUAAGAAACGUCAGCUUGAGCGGCAAAAGCUUCAAGAGCUUGAAAAACAAAGAGAAGAACAAAAGCGUAAAGAAAAAGAAGCUGAGGAAAAACAAAAGGAGGAAGAAAGGAAACAAAAGGAACUCGAAGAAUAUGAGAGAGAGAGAAAACGUGAAGAAAAGUUACGCAAAAGAGAACAGAAACAAAAGGACCGUGAAGUGCGUAGAAACAAAAAGCAACUUGAAAAAAUGCAAGCAGAAGAACAGAAAAAACUUCAAGAAAAAAUAAAACUGGAAGAAAGGAAGCUUCUGCUAGCUCAGAGGAAUCUUCAGUCCAUUAGGGUAAUUGCAGAGCUACUGAGCAGAGCAAAGGCAGUAAAGCUUCUAGAGCAAGAACACAAUGAAGAAAAACUCCGUCUUCAACAGUUGGAGGAGAGGCGAAGACUGCAAGAGGCUGAACUUAGACGUGUAGAGGAAGAAAAAGAAAGAGCACUAGGACUCCAGAGGAAAGAAAAGGAACUAAGGCAGAAGCUAUUAAAUAAUCUACUGAGCAAAAAAAUGGAUGAGUUACAACAGAACAAGGAGGAAACAAAGGUAUCUCAGUCUGGCUUUUUGAAAACUGCAUUGGGUGGGGUUCCCCAAACUCUGUCAUCCAGCUGUAUAACAUCUACCUCGGGACAGUCUGUUGCAUGUAACCUAACUCAGGUCUGUCAGAGGGAAGUAGUAUCCCAUGAAAGUGUGAACUCUCAAUCCAAGUAUUUAAAUGGAAAUCUUCACAGUGAAGCUCUUGUCAGGGAAAGCAAAAAACUUAAUUUCAUUAAUACUGAAAGCUGUUCUGAUAAGAAAAGUUCAAGUGUACUUUCUUGUAUUCCUUCUAAUAACCAGCAACACAAGAGUAUACCAAGCCAAGACCAAAAUAUUUGCAGGAAGGGCCUGCACUGUGAACAAGGAAAGUGUAACAGAGAGCCAAGUAGGGGGAAUAUUGACACAAAAACAGAUGAUGGUAAGGACAAAAGAGAGAGGAGCAAAACCAGAAGAGACUUAAGUAAUCAGGAUGAAAAAUCCAGUAAAGAAAGAAGACUCCAUAAACACUCUAGUAAAAGUUACAGCCCUCACCGAAGAAGUAUAAGCCCAGAUCCUACCCGUUAUAAGAGGGCCUUCAGUAGUGAGAGUAAACGUGUUGAAGAGAGAAGUCACAGUCGCAAAAGCCUCAGCAAGAAACGAAGACACCGAAAGAGAUCACUGAGCAAACAAAGAAGUACUUGGAGCAGGUAGUAGAGGGUAUAGCCUUUUCUAAAGGCUGUUACAGGACAGAUUAGGACCAGAAAGUCCUAUGUGUGACUACUAUGGAAGGAAAAAAAUAAAAAACUUUCAGAUACUGGUGAAUAUCUAACUUGAAUUGUAGUUCAUGGAACCAAGAUACAGAUAACAUUUUGUUGGUGUUUCUUUGUGAUCUGUUGUCUUUUUUUUGUUUUUGUUUUUGUUUUUGUUUUGUUGUGUUUUGUUUUGUUUUGUUUUUUUUAAAUUACCACAAUAAUGAAGGUAUAACCACUUGCGCUUGAGUUUCAAUGGUUUUGAUAGUCAACCUAACUAUGUUUUCAUUCACUUCCAGUUUUCUAAAUCUUCUCAUUGGAUCACUUAGGUUUCAAAAUCUGCAUCACGUCUUCUGGUUUAAGAGAAAUAUGUAAGUGCCAGCUAUUAGGAAUUCCAGGUUUAGGAAGUUACUAUAUUCAAAAUAUUUGAUUAAACAUUUUCUUGUAAAUGUAAUGAAACCGGACAUAACAAAGCAAAACGUUUGCUAAUUGAGCCAGGGGCAAUAUUUUUGUAUACUUGCUAGAAGUAACCCUAAAGUUUUACAAAAUACCUUUUAAAUUUGUGCUGUAAUGCUUCCAUUUUUCAUUGAGAUUUGUAUACUUGCUGUAAAGCUGCAGGACCCGAAUGACUGUGGCAUGUAAUGCCAUUGAUAUAUUUCAAAGCUUCUUUCCAUUUCAAGUAGGUUCACUAUUACGCUUCUAGGAUACUAGGAAAUAGUAGUCAUUGGAAAAAUGGUCAGAAAGCUGUUUUCUUCUUUAAAGUGUUUAACUUCUUAAUUAUUCAGAGUAGUUUCAAACCAAUUAAAGACUUGUUUCAAGUAUAUAUGUGGUUAGAUGUUGUUUUUUUUCAAAAGGGGCCUUCUUGCUAAAUUAUUUUUACUUGCAAUGUUCAUAUUCAAGGCUGCAAUAUACCUUAUUAAAUAACUUUUUAUAAUAUUUUGCUUCUGCACAUGCAGCUCAGGUAUAUUAAAAAAAGUUGUAACUUUACAGUGAAAGAACAGGUUGGCUUGCAUUUUUAUGGUAAAAUUGAAGAAGCUAUUUCCAGUGAACCAGAAUUGCUGUUUUUAUAUGUCAGUAUAUUAAAAAUAUACAAAACUACUAUAUUAAA